AAUGAUUACUAUUAAUGCUCUACAAUGUUCAUCAACCCUGCUAAAGUCUCCUUAGCCGGGACAAAAAUAAUGAGGUUUCCCAUUCUCAUUUUAGACCAUUUGUUAUCUUGCCUGCUGUUAUUGCUACUGGGAAGCAGCAAUGCAGUUUCGAAAAAUGAAGAACUGCAGACGUAUAUAAUCCACAUGGACCACUCUCACAUGCCUGCAUCCUUCAUAACCCAUGAGUCAUGGUAUCGAUCCAUCUUAAGAUCGUUGCCACAUUCUGUUGAUGACAAAAAAAUGCUGUUGUAUCCGUAUAACCAUGUCAUGCAUGGCUUUAGUGCCAGACUCACGCAAUCACAACUAUCUAAAAUUGAGAAAUCUCCUGCUCAUCUUGCCACAUAUCAUGAGUCGUUUGGCAAGCCGUUCACCACCUACAGCCCCAAGUUUCUUGGACUAGAACAUAAUUAUGGCUUGUGGCCCACUGCAUCAUUUGGGGAAGGUGUGAUCAUAGGAAUCAUUGAUACAGGAAUUUGGCCAGAGAGUGAGAGUUUUAAUGACAAGGAGAUGCCUCCUGCGCCACAGAGAUGGAAGGGCCAGUGUGAGAAUGGUUCUGCAUUUAGCCCUUCUAACUGCAACUGGAAGCUCAUUGGAGCUCGAUCCUUCAGCAAAGGACUCAUAGCAGCAGGUAGAAAUAUUUCCACUGAGAUUGACUAUGACUCGCCAAGAGACUUCUUUGGCCACGGAACCCAUACUUCAUCCACAGCUGCAGGAAACCAUGUUCCUGGUGUAAGUCACUUCGGAUAUGCAAGAGGCACAGCCUCAGGUGUAGCUCCACGAGCACAUAUUGCCAUGUACAAGGUCCUCUUUACAACAGAUACACUGCAGAGUGCAGCCAGUGAUGUGCUCGCUGGCAUGGACCAAGCAAUUGCUGAUGGGGUGGACAUCAUGUCCUUAUCUCUUGGUUUCCAAAAGACACCUUACUUCAAUGAUGUUAUUGCCAUAGCUUCUCUUUCAGCAAUGGAGAAAGGAAUUGUUGUCGUAUGUGCAACUGGCAAUGAUGGAGACUUCAACGCAACACAUAAUGGAGCACCUUGGAUCACAACAGUAGGAGCUGGCACACUUGAUCGGAGUUUCACUGCAAAAAUGACCCUGGAAACUGGGUUAGUAGUGGAAGGAACAUCAUACUUCCCAAAGAGCAUUUACAUUACUGAUGCUCCUUUAUACUAUGGCAAAGAUAAUGAUAGCAAAGCAUAUUGCCACUACGAUGCAUUGGUUCCAGGUGAGGUCCAUGGAAAGGUAGUCCUUUGUGAUACUAACAAAGAAACUAAUGUUAGUAAACAAAAGGAUGAGCUUGAAAGGGUAGGUGCAUAUGCUGGAAUUCUCAUCACAGAUACAUCACUUCUGCAUUCGCGUGACUACACCAUUCCCUGCCUGGUAAUUCCAACUGCUUCUGGGGCCUUGGUCAGGGACUAUGUGACUGGGGUGACAACACCAAAGGUGAGAAGCAUGGAAUUCAUAACCACUAAGUUGGGUACAACAACAGCACCUCAAGUGGCCUAUUUCUCAUCCAGAGGGCCGGAUCCGAUCAGUCCAAAUGUUCUAAAACCAGAUAUUCUGGCUCCAGGAGUAGAUGUGCUGGCAGCAAUCGCACCAAACAAGCCGUACAUGAAAAUGGAUGGAUACGAUGUUGUGACAGACUAUGCACUAUUUUCAGGUACAUCAAUGGCAGCACCCCAUGUCGCUGGAGUGGCAGCUCUACUUAAGAGUGUCCAUCCUGAAUGGAGCCCAGCAGCCAUCCGAUCGGCUAUUAUGACCACAGCAUAUGUCACGGAUCAGAGUGGCACAAUUUUGAAAGACCAACAGACAGGCCUUCCAGCCACACCUUUAGAUUUUGGAGCUGGGCAUCUCAACCCAAACAAAGCCAUGGAUCCUGGACUCAUCUACGACUUGUGCUUCCAAGAUUAUAUUGACUUCCUAUGCCGCCUCGGCUACACUGAAAAGCAGCUAAGUGCUAUCAUUAGGCAAAGCCAAUGGAAUUGCAGCCAGGAACAGAGCGACCUAAACUAUCCUUCAUUUAUCAACAUAUUCAACAAAGAAAGCUCUCCAAUGAUGAAGAAAUUUAGUAGGGUUGUAACGAAUGUUGGAAAUGACAGAGCUGUUUACAACGCAACCCUAGUGAUUCCUCCUGGAAUGAGAGUCACAGUAGAGCCCAGUAGUUUGUCCUUCACUCAAAAAUAUCAGAAUCAAGGUUAUUCUGUCAAUUUAGAGAUUGAUACAGAUGCUCCAACUGUGGUCUAUGGUUAUCUCAAAUGGAGUGAUCAACACAACCAUGUGGUAUCAAGCCCUUUAGUGGCUGUUAAACUCUAA
Molecule: messenger RNA, 2349 nt
Organism: Hevea brasiliensis (rubber tree)
Lineage: Eukaryota; Viridiplantae; Streptophyta; Magnoliopsida; Malpighiales; Euphorbiaceae
Product: subtilisin-like protease SBT3
Exons: 1
Coding region: 25-2349 (774 amino acids)
Biological process (GO): proteolysis
Molecular function (GO): serine-type endopeptidase activity
Source: RefSeq, a predicted model, not a curated record